Messenger RNA from Dalotia coriaria, 3621 nucleotides. RefSeq names its product protein phosphatase Slingshot. Gene Ontology annotation, cellular component: cytosol. Bases 257 to 1561 code for a protein of 434 amino acids. Lineage: Eukaryota; Metazoa; Arthropoda; Insecta; Coleoptera; Staphylinidae. Gene Ontology annotation, molecular function: protein tyrosine/serine/threonine phosphatase activity; protein tyrosine phosphatase activity. The record is from RefSeq and is a predicted model, not a curated record. Gene Ontology annotation, biological process: signal transduction; protein dephosphorylation. The transcript is spliced from 9 exons.
AGUUUCAAUCACAAUUACCUGGUGGCAGUAGCUCCACACCAAUGAAGUUUACCAUCUUAGAUUGUGUAUACAGUCAAGAUGAAAAUACAUAUUAUGUAUUAGAUGUUCUUGUUUGGAAUUCAUAUUCAGUCAUAAAUUCAUCUACCGAGUUCCGAUUUUUCUUUGUUGAAUCCAAACUACAAGAAUGCGAACUUCAACACAUUAGCAAAGGAAACGCAUAUAAAUUCAUCUACACCCCUCAUAGACCAGCAGACUUAUGUACGAUUGCCGAAACUUUCGCUCACCAUACGCCUGCGAUCGAUGGUGUUUUAUUCUAUCAUUCGGAGAAAUGACGAGGAAAACGAUUAAUAAAGCGUUAAAGUUCCUCUUCAAGAAGAUGCGGCGCUGGAAACGAGAUGAGGAAGAUUACGAGGAGGAUGAAGAGUGUUACUGUGACCAGUGCUACUACUGCUGCGAGGAGUGCGAACGCGAACGAAUGAUUUUGGAGGCAAGUGCGCAGAGCAGGUGGAACCUCGUGGUGUUGUAUCGACCGACCAGGGCAGACUCGGUGCCGCCACCGUCGCGGCGUAGCGCCACCGGCAGCGCCGUCGCCACAGCCGCCGCCAGUACGACAUGUGACGCUCGGCCCGCGCGGUUCCCAGCCAACAUGGGCAAUGGAAUGAACAAGGUGUUACCCGGUUUGUACAUAGGAAACUACAGGGAUUCAAAGGACGCGCAACAACUGGAAAAGCACAAGAUCACACAUAUCCUUGCUGUACACGACACUGCACGACGGUUACAUCAAGAUAAGCACUACUUGUGCGUGAUGGCGUCGGACUCGCCAGAUCAAAAUCUCACGCAGUACUUUCCCGUCUGCAAUGAUUUCAUACAUGCAGCGCGCCUGCGCGACGGAAACGUUCUUAUUCAUUGUUUGGCUGGAAUGUCACGCAGUGUGACGGUUGCAGUGGCGUACAUCAUGACCUGCACCAAUCUGCCGUGGAAGGACGCGUUGAAGGUUGUGCGUGCGGGACGUGCUGUUGCCAACCCGAACUUUGGCUUCCAGAAGCAGCUGCAAGAGUAUGAGGAUUCAAAACUUUUCGAGGAAAGGCAAAGAUUAAAAGAACGCUUUCCAAGUUUAGCGCUAGUCUCGCGGGACGAAGAGCAGUGCGCGCUGAUGCUCAACAACUAUGAGCAGUUGAUCCUCUCUAGAGCAAUCUGCGAUGGGAGGUGCGUGAUGGGGCAGCAAUGUCCGACGGGUGUAUGCCGCACGUCCAAUUCGCGGCAAUCGCGCCGCAGGAACAGCAAGUCGCAAAGGGAGGAGAGAGCGGCGAGUUUAUCGCGAAGUCCAAGUGUAUCAAGUGUACGGCCUAGAUCUGGACCGGCUGGAUUACAUUCUUAUACGGGUAAUGCAGGUGGAUCAUCAGCACCGCCUUCACGAUCCGGUUCACGCGUGGAUCUUAGUUACGUCGGUGGGACGCUGACAGCGCCUAGUACCCCACAGUCCAGCCCACCCGUGUCACCCAUCCGCCGUCGCACCACCGUCACGCGUCAUGUACCUCUCAAGGAAGUUACCGGCACGUAACACCAGUCGUCGUCUUCGAAACUACGCCACCUACACCUUUUCAAUCAAAGGAAAUAUAGAAGAACUGGGUAAAAACAACAACAUGGCCGACUGUGACAUCAACGGGUGUACAUUAAAUUCGACUUCCCUCCACGAAAAAUUUUCUAUUUACACGAAUCUUACAUUGUACAUUGGCUACAGCGCUAAAGGUAAAAUGCGGAAGUUUUAUAGGCAAUCAAUGGGAGUUAAAUGGUGGUGGGGGUUGAGCGCAUGAAAAUUUCUAAUAUCAAUGAAUCCGAACCCAUUUUAAACGAUAUAUGUAACCUCGGGCUAACAUCCCGCUAAUGCGGUGAUCUCAUCAAGUUUUUGUGAUAUUUGAGGCGAUUGCUUAAAAGAAAGAUCCGCGCGCACAGACAUACGCACGAUUGUAUUUUACAUGAAACAAAACUAUCGAGUUAUCAAACCAUACAAAAGAUGUAAAUCAAAUAACUAUAUUCGUAGACAAAAUAAUAUUUGCUUACAAAUGUAAGAAAUGUAAGCUUACCAUAACAGCGUGAUUACAGGUUGUACAAACAAUCAAAGAUUUAUAUUUUCAUCAAGAAAACAAUAUUUUAUGUAUCAUCGAAUACCUCACGCCUUGCCUCAAGAUAGUAUCAUUGUCAUCGCAAUAUCAUUGAUUCAAAACAAAAUCAAUUUGAAGUUUGUGGUCAAUGUGAUUGUAGAAUAUGUAGAAGUGCGUUACUAGACUAUCCCAAAAAUGAAACCAAAGAAACACAGAUAUAUUAUACACGUUAUCACUUAAGAGAUUUAAAAAAAGUUGAGGAAAACAGAGAGUUUACAUUGUAGGAUAGUUCAAAGUGCAUAACGCUAUGCUGUCGCUGCAAACCGGGCGGUAUUUUAUUAAUCAAUCGGCAAGGAAUUGAUAUAUCACAAUGUUUUAUGCAGCAUAACGCAAGCAGCAACCAGCAAACAAUGCAAAAUUCAAAUGCACGGUAUAUUUACACUAGCGGUACAAGAUGCAACUUGUAAGAUUUAUUUGGUUUCUUGUUUGAAUGGAAACUUAGUAUAGGUAAGACGAAACAAUACUAGUCUAGCACGUAUCAAGAGAAUCAAGUACGUAGCAUAUAAUAAUCAAUGAAUUUUGCUCAUUUUUAUAACCGCAAUGAAGGCAAAGAAGACACACAGAACAAGCGCACCAGCGCACGUAUGCACGCAGAUAUAUAGUGUUGGUGAAAUAUCAAAUUGCAAUAAGAACUUCUACGGAUACUUUGGUUUAUUAUUGUAAUCAUUUGUUGACGUAUUAGUUGUGUAGAUUUGUUAUGUUACUUUGUAUUAUGGGGGCCACAAACAAUGUGAACAAUGUAUAGAAUUGAACUAAAGAUUUAUAGUUGCAAAUGUAUCAGAAAUCAAGUACACGUAGCAAUAUAAUAGGCAAUUUGAUGUACAACCAACAGUAAUAACCUAAACUACGCGAAUUACAAUAGUUUCUAACCUUUUCGUUCGUAAAAUUUCAUUUUAAACUGUAAUUGCUGCGUUUGUUUCAUGCGCACACGAUCACAACGAUAUAUAUUUUAAUUAUGAUGUGUGUUAAUGUACAGAAUGUUACGUUCAUUGUUUAAAAUUGUUUUAAGCUAACUUGUACAUAGAGCACGAUAUUUUGUCCUAAACUCUCUUAUCGUAGAGAUCAGAAAUUAAAUCCACGACGGUUACAAUGCGUGAAAAACAAAGUUUUUAUAUGAUAUGUAUAAUAUUAUACACUAUUUGUAAGUGUGCAAAUAAGAAGCGGCACAAGUGUUAAAAUUGCAGCUGGAUGCAAACACGCGCAGAGUUUAUUAUUACCAAAGAAAAUUAUUAUAUUGUUACGAUGAUGAAUGCGAUGUUACCAAUAAUUGCAAAGAUAUUGAAUUAUUUAGCGAUAUUAUAAUCGCAGCGCGAUGCGAAAUGUACCUGUCUCUUUCGUUGUUACAAACAGUGAUAGGUAAUUGUUUUUCAGCUUAGAAGUGCCCUUAUUUCUCACCUAGGUGGAUUGCGCAGGUUAUUCAUUUAAUAAAGUAUUAAAAUGAUGUUUCUGACUCAUAAAA